Molecule: messenger RNA, 459 nt
Organism: Eimeria tenella
Lineage: Eukaryota; Apicomplexa; Conoidasida; Eucoccidiorida; Eimeriidae
Exons: 1
Coding region: 1-459 (152 amino acids)
Source: RefSeq, a predicted model, not a curated record
AUGGUGCUGGACGAAAUGGCUGCGGCGCUUCCCAAGGCUGCGCAGCAGCUGGUCCACGCGGAAGCAGCAGAAACAGCAGCAGCAGCAGCAGCAGGGAGAACGGGCAAGGAAGGCUCUAGGGGCUGCGGGAUCAGCAGCAGCCGCAGUGCCCCGCGAAGGCCCAACUGCCUCGCGGCCCAGGGACUCUACCAAGAAGCAGACAAGCGCUUUCGGACAGACCCCGUGAGCCGGGGGCGCUACUUCAGAGACAAGUGGAAAAGCGACAAGUUUCUGGAGCAGCAGCGGCACCCAGCGUUUGACGUAAAGGCGUACGAUGCGUGGUUGAAAAACAGGGGCCACCUGAUUAGGGGGCGGGCGCUGGAGCUGCAGCAGGAGGAGCAAAGGCUCAUCUCCCAGCUGCAGCUGCAGCAGCAGCAGCAGCAGCAGCGGGGCGGCCGCCCGCGGCGAUUUGGACUGUGA